Messenger RNA from Colletotrichum karsti, 1062 nucleotides. RefSeq lists its product as uncharacterized. NCBI's taxonomy places the organism in Eukaryota, Fungi, Ascomycota, Sordariomycetes, Glomerellales, Glomerellaceae. The record is from RefSeq and is a predicted model, not a curated record. The transcript has 7 exons. Bases 1 to 1062 code for a protein of 353 amino acids.
AUGAUGCACUUGCUGUACAAAGCAUUAACCAGUGCGACGAUACCUCCUCUCCCUCUUCCCCCGCGCGACUUCGCCGAUUCCGCCGAGGAUGGCGACUCACACAGCAUCGGCGGCGUCAUCAUCGCCUCCGUCGUCCCGGCGACCGCCAUCUCGACGAUGUUCGCUCUAUCGCGGUUGUUUGUGAGGGGAUGGAUUCAGAAGCGGGUUCACUUCGAUGACGGAAUCUUGCUUGCCGCGGUGGUUUCGGGAUGGACGUCAACCGGAGCAACGCUCAAGGCGGUGUCAAUCGGUCAUGGGAGACACGUCGCGACGCUGUCGGAUCCGCAGAAGGAGGCGAUCCUGCAUUGGACGAUCAUGUCAUUCGCAUUCGGCAUCUUCGCGCUGGUCUUACCGAAGCUCGCCGUUGUCGCUCUGGUCAACCGCCUUCUUCAACCUAAGAAGGCCCAACGAAUUUUCCUAUGGGGACUUGUGGUCUUUUGUUCUGAGAUGUCUUUCAUGACAAAGGCAUGCCUGGGCCCAGACAUGGCCGUGGAAUAUUCAAUAUCAACAAGUGCAAUAUCUGCCGCGACAAACGCUUACAUCGCGAUUUACGUUGCGUUUUCGAUUCGCAAAUUGCACUUCGCAAGGAGGAAACGUAUUGGACUGGUGGUAUCCCUAUCUCUUGGUGCUGUAGCGCUGUUUACAGCAAUUUUCAAAUGCACGAGAUUAAAAUCUCUCGGCAGCCCUGACUUCACAUAUGAUGCCGCAGAUCUUGUCAUAUGGACAAGUCUUGAAGCGGACGUGGUCAUCAUGGCCCUAUGGAGCAUCAGUCACGAUCCCGAAGCAGCACGAAGCUGCGACACGGAGAUCCAGAUGCCCGAAAUGAUUAUGGUCGAACGACAGUUCGAAAUCAACGUAACGAAGAGUAUCCACACGUGGACACCAGACACGAACCCAUCAGCAGUAACGGAAGAAGAAAAGUUUCGAAUAGUUAAGGACGAAGGGCCGGAUGGAGUUGUAACGACAACAGUUGUCGUGAUGUCGUCGGCGCCUGCGGAUGUUACGAGAUUCCCCCAAGCGUGA